AUGGAGGCGCUCCUGGCUGCACUCCCUGCGGGUGGCGGCGGAGCGGUGGCUGCCGCCGUUGGAGGGCUGGCCGCGGCGGCCGCGGUCGCCGGAGUCCGGAUGGGGAACAAGGAACGGGCCAACACGCCCCCAGCCGUUCCUAGUUUACCUAUAAUUGGAAACCUGCUUCAACUGACGGAAAAGAAGCCGCAUAAAACAUUUGCAAAAUGGUCUGAUAUUUAUGGGCCAAUAUACACAAUAAGGACUGGGGCUUCAUCUGUAGCUGUGGUCAACUCAACUGAAGUAGCCAAGGAGGCAAUGGUUGCGAAAUUCUCAUCCAUAUCUACUCGAAAGCUACCUAAAGCAUUAUCGGUGUUGAGUCGUGAUAAAACAAUGGUUGCUACAUGUGACUAUGGUGACUUCCACAAAAUGGUGAAGCGCUUUGUUAUGGCGGGUUUGUUGGGUUCUUCUGCUCAGAGACAAUUUCGGGAGACGAGAAACAUGAUGAUGGACAACAUGUUAACCACCUUUCAUACAUUGGUGGCUGAUGACCCACAUGCUCCUCAGAACUUUCGACAAGUUUUCAAGGAGGAGCUAUUCCGCUUAUCGUUGAUCCAGGGUUUAGGUGAGGAUGUGAGUUCAGUUUAUGUGAAGGAGUUUGGACGGGACAUAUCAAAGGAUGAAAUCUACCAGAUCAUUGUGGCUGACAUGAUGAUGUGCGUCACUGAGAUUGAUUGGAGGGAUUUCUUCCCGUACCUCAGCUGGAUUCCAAACAAGAGCUUUGAUACAGCAGUUGCUACCACAGAAUCGAGGCGAACCACGGUGAUGCGAGCGUUGAUCGAUCAGCAGAAGGAAAGAAUUGCGCGUGGCAAGGCAAAGACAUCCUAUCUGGACUUUUUGUUGGCAGAGAACACAUUGACAGAUGACCAAGUAACGAUGCUGGUGUGGGAGUCAAUCAUAGAGGGUGCAGAUACUACUUUGGUGACGACCGAGUGGGCUAUGUACGAGCUUGCCAAGAACCCCGAAAAACAGGAUCGUCUCUACCGGGAGAUCCAGGAGGUGUGCGGCGAGGACAUGGUGACGGAGGAUCAUCUUCCUCGGUUGCCGUACCUGAAUGCCGUGUUCCACGAGACGCUGCGGCGCCAUUCUCCUGUCUCGCUUCUGCCUCCAAGGUUCGUCCAUGAGACCACCACACUGGCCGGCUACGAUGUCCCAGCCGGAACAGAGGUGAUCGUCAAUGUGUACGCCUGCAACAUGGACAAGAAAGAGUGGGAGGAGCCCGAGGAGUGGAGGCCGGAGAGGUUCCUGAACGACGGCAGGUUCGACGUCGCGGACAUGUACAAGACCAUUGCAUUCGGCGCCGGGAGGAGGGUCUGUGCCGGGAGCGCGCAGGCGACGGGCAUUUCGUGUGCCGCCAUGGCGAGGUUCGUGCAGGAGUUCGUCUGGACGCUCAAGGAGGGCGACGAGGACAAGGUGGACACCGUCCAGCUCAUGGGCUACAAGCUCCACCCCCUCUACGUGUAUCUCUCGCCGAGGAGAGGGAGGCAGUGA
Triticum urartu is the source of this 1530-nucleotide messenger RNA. Its product is annotated as ent-kaurene oxidase 2-like. Gene Ontology annotation, cellular component: chloroplast outer membrane; endoplasmic reticulum. Gene Ontology annotation, biological process: gibberellin biosynthetic process. Gene Ontology annotation, molecular function: heme binding; ent-kaurene oxidase activity; oxidoreductase activity, acting on paired donors, with incorporation or reduction of molecular oxygen, NAD(P)H as one donor, and incorporation of one atom of oxygen. The record is from RefSeq and is a predicted model, not a curated record. Lineage: Eukaryota; Viridiplantae; Streptophyta; Magnoliopsida; Poales; Poaceae.